UACGCCUGCCCAUAAGAAUAUGCAACUAUUUUGUACUCCGUAUUAACCCAAGAUCCGGCCCGAAUCCGUAGGUCUAAUUACAAUCUCAUGGGAAUUUAAGGAGGAAACGAAACAAAUCACAGUAAUAAACUCCCAAAUUAAAUUUGGAUCUUCGCCAAUAGGGAGGGGAAGCCAAAUACGCAAUCAAGAGCUCCGAAAAAGCAUUGUUUCGAUUUAAUCCGUCUUUUCGAUUAAACCCUAGAAACUAGGUUGAAGAAUCACAGCUACAAUGAGGCUUAAAUGUCGGUGCAAAGUGGAGGUAAUGAACAGCUUGGAGGGGACAAAUUCAUGGCACACUGCAGAGGUACUUUCUGGGGAUGGACGUACCUACACUGUGAGGUAUGAUUCUUGUUCGAGGUUUGAAAAUUCCUCAAUGGAGGUCAGGGUCCCUAAGAAGUUUAUUAGGCCUUACCCUCCUCCCGUCCAAAGUGGAGAAAUUUGGCAAGUUAGUGACCUUGUUGAGGUGUGCUCAUGUGAUGAUGUCUGCUCGUGGAAAGCUGCUCGUGUUCUCAUGAUUUUGGGAGGAGAUCGUUAUUUGGUGAGACUGCUUGGAUGCUCACAGGAAAUUUCCAUCCACAAAUCACGCAUGAGAAGGCGACAAUGUUGGAAAGAUGGAAAAUGGUUUUUGCUUCCUAAGGAUUCUGGAAGUUAUGGACACAUCAAAUAUCGUGAACCACCAUCUGAUUGUUGGACUAAUAUUAAUGGAGGAAGUGACCAUGUUGCCUUUGAGGACAUCACUAGAUUACAUGACUCUCAUGUGAUCUCUUCAAGAUCCCUUAAGAGGAUGUCUCCACACUACUCGUCUGCUGGUGAAACAUACCCUCAGGAAUUUGGAGCCCUUGGAACAAAUUGCAAGAGACGGAAAAUAAAUUCACCACAAUCACGUAAAAAGGGACACUGGUCGAUGCGUCCCUUCUCCCAUAGUUCAAAGGGUGAUUCCCGUGAGUUACCAGACGUUCUAAUGGAACAUACAACAGUACAUUACAUCCGUGCAAUUUCCCAUACCAAUAUUGCCAAUCACUGGUAUUACUAUAUAUUCUAUUGGGUGUUAUACUUAAAAUUCAUGCUGUGGAGGAGUACUUUAAUUACUCUGUAUUUUCUUCAAAAGGUAAGCUGAUAUCGCUAACUUGUAUCUCCCAAGGUACACCUUGUCUUGCUUAUUACAGAGUUAUAAUUAUUGAUGCAAGGAUGCUAUUACUUUGUUUAUCUGGAUAACUAGAUGUUACAGUUAUUCUGCUGAUUAUGGAUACAUUUGAAACUCAAUGAUACAAUUCUGAAAUUGCCACCUAAUUUUGUUUAUCUGGACUAGUGAACUAUUACCUACAAACAGUGACAAGGUUUUUUUGUUGUUGCAAACUCAUUUUACUGUUUAAUUAUAUGGCAUGAACUAGAAUUACUUUUCUCUCCUGCGCAACAUGCCUGCUUUACAUUCGUA
Cuscuta campestris is the source of this 1474-nucleotide messenger RNA. Lineage: Eukaryota; Viridiplantae; Streptophyta; Magnoliopsida; Solanales; Convolvulaceae. The record is from the annotation of a GenBank genome assembly.